CUGUGGCCGCGCGCCCCUCCGCGCCCCCUCCGCUGCCGCCGGCGGCGCUCGCGGCCCCGCGCGGCUCCCGCAGCUCCCCGCAGGCUCGGGCCGCGCGGCGACGGAGCGGGAAGGAGGCGGCGCUGCCCGGUUUGUUUGUAAAUGCAUCAUAAACAGACAGCCCAGAAUGAAGAAAGCAAGCAGGAGUGUUGGCUCAGUGCCCAAAGUGCCUGGAGUAAGUAAAACUCAAACAACUGAAAAAAACAAACCGGAAAACGGCUCCUCAGUGUCUGCAGUAACAAAACUCUCAAAAACGGGGACUUCGGCAUCCCUUCUGAAGACUAAGAGUAAUGAUGACCUCUUAGCGGGGAUGGCUGGUGGUGGUGGUGGAGUGACAAUGACCAAUGGUGUCAAGGCAAAGAAGAGCACUUGUGUAUCAACAGCAUCUUCAGCUUCAGGGACCACCAUGAACAGUCUGGAAAAUAAACCAAAAACUGUUGCAGGUACAAGUUCCACAGCUAAGCGUAGCACUUCAUCUGGAAAUAAAGAAUCAAGCUCUUCUAGGGAGAGAAUACGUGACCGUUCCCGUUUGAGCCAGAGCAAAAAGCUACCUUUGACUGGACAAGGGACCAAUGAUAUGGUACUGGCAAAACGUUCUCGUAGUCGUACCAAUCCAGAAUCGGAUAUUCGAAUGAGCAAGUCCAAAUCAGACAAUCAGAUCAGUGACAAAGCUGCUUUGGAAGCGAAGGUGAAUGAUCUUCUGACGUUAGCAAAAACUAAAGAUGUGGAAAUCUUGCAUCUGAGGAAUGAACUAAGGGAUAUGCGUGCUCAACUGGGACUUAAUGAAGAUCAACUUGAAGGCGAUGAAAAAUCUGAAGAAAAGGAGGCCAUUGUUGUCCAUCAGCCCACUGAUGUGGAGUCCACAUUGCUGCAGUUACAGGAGCAAAACACUGCCAUCCGAGAAGAGCUCAACCAGUUGAAAAAUGAGAAUCGAAUGCUAAAAGACAGAUUAAAUGCAUUAGGCUUUUCUUUGGAACAAAGGCUGGACAACUCUGAAAAGCUGUUUGGCUAUCAGUCUUUGAGUCCAGAGAUUACAGCUGGCAACCACAGUGAUGGUGGUGGUACUCUGACGUCUUCAGUGGAAGGUUCUGCCCCAGGAUCGAUGGAAGAUCUGUUAAGUCAGGAUGAAAAUACUUUGAUGGACAAUCAACAUAGUAAUUCAAUGGACAAUUUAGACAGUGAGUGCAGUGAAGUUUAUCAGCCACUGACAUCAAGUGAUGAUGCCUUAGAUGCUCCAUCAUCUUCGGAGUCUGAAGGUGUACCAAGUAUAGAAAGAUCUAGGAAAGGAAGCAGUGGCAAUGCCAGUGAGGUGUCUGUAGCUUGUCUGACAGAACGGAUACAUCAGAUGGAAGAGAACCAACACAGUACAGCAGAAGAACUCCAGGCAACACUUCAAGAGCUUGCGGAUUUGCAACAAAUAACACAAGAGCUGAACAGCGAGAAUGAAAGACUUGGAGAGGAGAAAGUAAUCCUUAUGGAAUCUUUGUGCCAGCAAAGUGACAAAUUAGAACACUUCAGCCGGCAGAUCGAGUAUUUUCGGUCCCUUUUAGAUGAACACCAUAUCUCAUAUGUAAUUGAUGAAGAUAUGAAAAGUGGUCGCUAUAUGGAGUUAGAGCAACGUUACAUGGACCUUGCAGAGAAUGCUCGGUUUGAGCGAGAGCAGCUGUUAGGUGUUCAGCAGCACUUGAGCAACACUUUGAAGAUGGCAGAACAAGACAACAAGGAGGCCCAAGAAAUGAUAGGGGCGUUAAAAGAACGAAAUCACCACAUGGAACGGAUUAUUGAAUCGGAGCAGAAGAGCAAGACAGCAAUAGCAUCCACCUUAGAGGAGUACAAAGCCACGGUAGCCGGUGACCAAAUUGAGAUGAACAGGCUGAAAGCUCAAUUAGAACACGAAAAGCAGAAGGUGGCUGAGCUGUAUUCUAUACACAACUCUGGAGAUAAAUCAGAUAUACAAGACUUGCUGGAGAGUGUCAGACUGGAUAAAGAAAAAGCAGAGACAUUGGCCAGUAGUCUGCAAGAAGAGCUGGCACACACUCGCAAUGAUGCCAAUCGAUUGCAGGAUGCCAUUGCUAAGGUUGAAGAUGAAUACAGAGUGUUCCAAGAAGAAGCCAAGAAACAAAUUGAAGAUCUCAACGUGACUCUAGAAAAACUUCGUACAGAGCUGGAUGAAAAAGAGACUGAGAGAAGUGACAUGAAAGAAACUAUCUUUGAGCUGGAGGAUGAAGUAGAGCAGCAUCGUGCUGUGAAACUUCACGACAAUCUCAUCAUAUCUGAUUUGGAGAAUACUGUUAAAAAACUUCAGGACCAAAAGCAUGACAUGGAAAGAGAAAUAAAGAAUCUUCACAGGAGACUCCGGGAGGAGUCAGCAGAAUGGCGUCAGUUCCAAGCUGAUCUACAGACUGCAGUGGUUAUAGCAAAUGAUAUAAAAUCUGAGGCCCAGGAAGAGAUAGGAGACCUAAAGCGUAGAUUACAUGAAGCUCAGGAGAAAAAUGAGAAGCUCACUAAAGAGUUGGAGGAAAUAAAGUCACGCAAGCAGGAAGAAGAACGUGGUCGAGUGUACAAUUACAUGAAUGCUGUAGAAAGAGAUUUGGCAGCCCUGAGACAGGGAAUGGGGCUGAGUCGCAGGUCGUCUACUUCCUCAGAGCCAACUCCUACUGUAAAAACACUCAUCAAGUCAUUUGACAGUGCCUCCCAAGUUCCAAGUCCUGCUGCUGCCACAAUUCCUCGCACUCCCCUGAGUCCGAGCCCCAUGAAAACUCCCCCAGCUGCUGCUGUGUCCCCUAUGCAGAGGCAUUCUAUAAGUGGACCAAUCUCUGCUUCAAAACCCCUUGCUACUUUGACGGACAAAAGACCAAGCUAUGCUGAAAUCCCUGUUCAAGAACACUUGUUGAGAACAUCUUCUACCAGCAGGCCAGCAUCGUUGCCAAGAGUACCUGCUAUGGAAAGUGCCAAGUCUAUUUCGGUUUCUCGAAGAAGUAGUGAAGAAAUCAAACGGGAUAUCAGUGCACCUGAUGGAGCAUCUCCAGCCUCUCUCAUGGCAAUGGGUACCACCUCACCACAGCUCUCGCUCUCAUCUUCUCCUACAGCAUCAGUCACCCCUACCACCCGAAGUCGAAUACGGGAAGAAAGGAAAGAUCCUUUGUCCGCCCUAGCAAGAGAAUAUGGAGGAUCCAAGAGAAAUGCCUUACUGAAGUGGUGCCAGAAAAAAACAGAAGGAUAUCAGAAUAUCGACAUAACAAACUUCAGCAGCAGCUGGAAUGAUGGCUUGGCUUUCUGUGCAGUCCUCCAUACUUACCUCCCAGCCCAUAUUCCAUAUCAAGAACUAAACAGCCAGGACAAGAGAAGAAAUUUCACUUUGGCGUUUCAGGCAGCUGAAAGUGUUGGCAUCAAGUCUACUCUGGACAUCAAUGAAAUGGUGCGAACUGAGCGUCCAGACUGGCAGAAUGUCAUGCUGUAUGUUACAGCAAUUUACAAAUACUUUGAAACCUGAAGCCUUGAUAAUCCAACAGACUUGUGGGAUAGAACCAACAUUAGCUACCAGAUGGAAAUUUACUGAAAUGCUAAUCUCCAUUUCACUGAAAACUGGCAACGUUUUGCGUCCUCUCAGACUUCAGUGACAUGAUCCUGGAUUGCCUCAAGUUGCUUCAGCUACUAAGCCUGGAAACACCUGUUUAAAAGCAAGAACUUGUUGCCACACUGCUGGGAAUAACCCAAGUUAUUAAGCUAUCCGGAUUAACUAUGUAGCUAAAAAGCCUGGACUUCUUAUGUACUGCCUUUCCAGCCAGACUUCCUGAAGCUCUCUUUCCUAAGAGAGUGAGAUGAAUGGAUCGUCUAGUAUAUAGGAGACUGAAUGUACAGCUAAAGCUUUGAGAAAGAAAAGGAUAAUAUGGCAUCAUAAUACUGAACUUUCUGUAGUGUCCCGAUACCACAGAGUCUGAAUAUUCUACCCACAACUUACGGCGCCCCAAAUGCAGUAGAAUGAUUGAUGGUAAUUUAGUUACUGCCUUUAUAGCUAUUUUCCCUCCUUUAAAAUGUGCACAGUAUUCUAGGAAAACAAGCUUUUAUUCCAUAAUGUCAACUUAACUGAAAAGUGCACCCGAUACCUCAAAGAAAUUGGCACAGAAGAACUCUUCAUUACAAAGCUUCAUUAUAAGCCUACCUCUGUCACAGUAAUGUGGCUUCCAACUUUAUUGUAUGGAUUGUAAAGACUAGCACAUACAACUCCUGGUUUUCAGGGUACGGUAUGCUUAAAGGAAUCUGUCAUAAAAUCUCCCUGUGCUUCCGUUAUAGCAGAGAUUAAUCAAUAAUCUGCCCUUGUAUGGCUUUUUCUUUCCCCUGUUCCUCCUUGGCCUGUGUAGUACACACAGCCACCCCCGGCUUUACUGUACAGCAAUACGAGCAUACGUCAUGAAUUUCUGUGGUAGGAUUUUGGAACUGGGAUAGCAUUUCCUCUUCAGAGAAGAUAGUUUCAAUAAGAUGUAGUAAUGAAGUAGCUUGUCUCAGAAUCUAGCUUUGCCGUGUUUCCCAUGUGUUUUUCACUAACCUUGCACAUCCUCAUCUGGUUGACAGAAGAUGAGCCGUUCUCAGACAAGAACUGUGGAGGAACUAGUGUAAUGUGUAUACACCCAGUAGUCUGCCGUGUGGUGUGGAAAAGUCAUUGUCACAAGGAAGGAAUUGAGAAACUUUAGUCUGCUCAACUUUUAUUUUCCUAGAAUGCACCUGAAUUUGUGUAACAGCUCUUGGGCAGAAGAGUUCAUGUAAGUGCCUUAGCUAUCAUUGAAUUGAUGCAUCCUGGCACUUCACGGCCUCGUGCAGAAUGUUAACAGCUCCGAAUGAUUUCCUUUAUCAAUUUGUCAUAAGCUGUUAAAAUGUUUGUUGUAAUCUUGUUUGUCAAAUCAAGGGAAGACUUCACUCUA
Molecule: messenger RNA, 4958 nt
Organism: Dromaius novaehollandiae (emu)
Lineage: Eukaryota; Metazoa; Chordata; Aves; Casuariiformes; Dromaiidae
Gene: SPECC1L
Product: sperm antigen with calponin homology and coiled-coil domains 1 like
Exons: 16
Coding region: 167-3532 (1121 amino acids)
Biological process (GO): actin cytoskeleton organization
Cellular component (GO): microtubule organizing center; filamentous actin
Molecular function (GO): protein binding
Source: RefSeq, a predicted model, not a curated record